This is a messenger RNA of Andrographis paniculata, 4683 nucleotides long. RefSeq lists its product as uncharacterized. The transcript has 22 exons. The coding region runs from base 581 to 1828 and encodes 415 amino acids. NCBI's taxonomy places the organism in Eukaryota, Viridiplantae, Streptophyta, Magnoliopsida, Lamiales, Acanthaceae. The record is from RefSeq and is a predicted model, not a curated record. Gene Ontology annotation, molecular function: metal ion binding.
GUGGGGGAAUAUCUAGCUGAAUUUUUUGUGGACAAUGUUGGGGAUCAUCAACGUUGGGUCCUUUUCAUGUGGUUUCUGAUGUGCUUGAUUCUACUGAAAGAAUUUUUAUGUCGAUUUUUUUCAAGAACUCAAAGAUUAUAUCUAUCGGGAAGCUUUGUGAGACGUGAUCUCUGUUUCUGUCUUGCUCCGCCGGCGAUUGCUGCUUUCUUUAACCUACCUUAAUGGCCCUGUUCUUACAGGCUAGACUAUCCACCUCCGGCAAACGUGGUGUGGAUUAGAUAGGGAACAAUGAAGUGGAAAAUGGAAAUGGAAGAGACAGUUACACCUGACCGCCAACAGAAUGAAGCCCAAACAUUUGAUGCUCACUGGAAAGAAGAUCGUGGAAAAGACAAUCUAACUUCCUACAUUUCAGGCAAAUCAGGCCCUUGUUUAUAUCGAACACACAUGCUCUGCAUGAGCCUUCAACACAGCUGCUACUGAAUACUUACAAAGGAAGCAAAUGAAGUGAAUAAUCACUCAGUGAUGAAAAAAUCUGCAGUCACAUCUGAAGGGAUUUUUGUCUCAUUUACAACAGGUGGCAAUGGAGAUGGCAGGCUCGAUAUUGACUCAUUUCAUUUGUUUAGUUUUUGAUGUGUUCCUAAAAAACUUGGGAAUGCUAAUGGUAAGAUAUAUGUGGGUGCUAGGAGAUUGUCAAAGUCGCGCGACCACUUUCAGCGCUUUUGGUCUUCGACUGGACAGGACUGACUGCGACGCCUGUCACUGUCAACCCCUGUCACUGUCAGUGGCGUAUAAAAAACGGCGUUUCAUCAGACACCAACCCACAGCAUCGCCCUUUCUCGUUCUCCGCCGCUGCCGCUGCCUGUGUUCUCUGUGCCCUACCCAGCUUAGAAUGGCAUCGUUCGCACCGUCUGGACCAUCCACCUCCGGCAGGCGAGUCAGGGAGGCGGAUACCGGAGACGAAAGAGCUCCAAGUCGCCGGAGAAGCGGAGGAAGCGACAUAACUCAAGUGGAAGAUCGUAUGGGAAUGAUACAUUCAAGCGCUGCGUUACAAGGACGAUGUUUUACUGGAAUCCCUACAACAUGUGGUGAUGUUGACAACAUGCACGCUUCAACAUCAGAAAGUUAUUGCACCGACAUGGAAGCUCGAGAAAGUGCAAGGUCACCUAGUCUAGAGCUAUGGUUGAGAGACUCGACAGGUGUCUCUAGCUCUACCACUGUAACCGGCACAGGCAGCAGCACCAGCACCGGAACCUGCACGAAGCUGCCCAUUCCCUGCGAUUUUCAUGCCAAAGGGUGGUGUAUUCGCGGGGAAUCAUGCAGGUUCCUUCAUUCUGAUCAAAGGCUGGGGGGCGGGUCUGUGGCAGCUUCAAGCAACUCCGAGCUCAGCUUAUUCAGAAGUAAUAUCAGAAUCGAUCCAGAGUCCUUUUCUUUUCUGCAAGAAAAUUUGGACAAAAGCUUUCCCGACCAUGGCUUGUCCGCCAGGAGUGGUUCACAAAGUCAGAGGUUUGAUCUGAAGGUCGAUGACUCUGGAGGGAAGGAUGGGACUGGUGCUGAUGCUUCAGGCAUAAAAGCACCGAAAGAUUUUGAAAAUGCACUCAUUGUGCAUGUGAAAGAAUUGCUGGAACCUGCAUGGGCGAACGGCUAUUUGAGGAAGGAUGAUUUCAAAGAAAUUGUGAAGAAGUCAGUUGAUAAGGUGCUUUGCUCCUUCCAGCCUCUCAAUGCCCCUAUGCCUAGCACAAGUGAGGAAAUUAAGGCAUUUAUUUCCUCAUCUGAAGCCAAAACUAACAAGCUAGUGCAGGGGUACAUUGAUAUUUAUCGGAAAUCAUGAGAUUGCUGGGCUACAAGCUUGUCAAUUUUAGUACCUAUUGCAAAGAUGAAUUCAACCUGGCUGGACUUUUAUAGAAAACUUAAUUGAGAGCUGAAAUGAUGAAAAUGAGGAAAAUGAUUUCUUGGUGCUGUGUGGUUUCCUCAAUGCGAAGCAUGUGGUUCCAGUUGAUCUUUGUGAAGAGGUGCAUUCAAUCUGUACAAGUUUUGGCCUUUAUUGGAUUCUUUAAGGUUUGGUUGCUUAACUAUUGAUCUUCUGGCAUGGCCGCAAAUAGGUUGGAACAUCUGAAUUCUGACAUGGGCUCUUGUUGCUGCUCCUGGAUCCAAACUGAACAGGAAUGAAAAAUCGGAACACAUCUUGUCGGACUGGAGCAUUUAUCCAAGGUACUUGUUCUCAGUUCUUUUAUAUAUCUGCAGCCUGAGAUUCCUGCUGGAUGCUAUUUGGACAUCCUGGUUUGGAUCAUCGGAAUCUUGUAUCUUCGGGCGAUUCGGUAAUGCUUUACUUUUCUUUAUAUAUAUAUAUAUAUAUAUAUAUUCCCCACCCCUCCAUAUAUAUAUAUAUAUAUUUCGUCCAGCGUGGGAACAGCAGGUAAGCAAAAAUCUAUUUACUGUCACAGUCCGCACACAGAAUCGACUCUUUCACAUAUGUGCAGGAUUUUAAGUAUAGAGCUUUGUGAAUAUUCCUGUUUUGGAUUAGAUGAUUUUUGCACUGUAUGAAAGAUUCUGUGACAGAUGAGGAAAAAAAGUGCGAGAAAAAUGAGUUGCAGAAAUGAAUGCCUGUCAGUAUUGAUGCGUACGAGGCUGAUGAUGUGGGGUAUAGAGUUGUUGGGUUGUUGGGUUUGGGCGUUAGCGGCGGAUUUCACGAUGCAAGACCUUUCGGUUAAUGGCUCUUCAUUUUUGUGGCCGCCGUGAAGAGGCGGCCGCCGCCGGGGCCUGGUGGCAAGGGAAGGACAACAUCGGACCUCACCGCUGCACACUUAACACAGACGUCUGUGACUGCACUGUCUGUGGUGCGAGCAAUGAAUAAAUGCCUUGCUGGAAGUAUCUUGAAGCGAAAUGGAGUGCUGUUUAGAUGAACCCACAUGAAAUACAUGAGUUUGAUAUAUAUCAAAUGGAAGAGCAUAUCAUUCAAGCACUGCUGUUCAGUUUUAAGUACAGCAGAUUGUCAAAGUUGUGCGAUCCCUUUCAUCGCUUUUUGAUCUCGUACUAUUCGACUGGACAGGACUGACUGUGACCGACUGCGACGCCUGUCACUGUCAGUGUCUGUAAGAGUAUAAAAAAGGCGUUUCAUCAGACACCAACCCACAGCAUCACUCCUUCAUCUUUCUCCGCCGCUGCCGCUGCCUGUGUUUCUCUGUGCCUGACCCACCUUCGAAUGGCUUCGUUUGCACCGUCUGGACCAUCCACCUCCGGCAGGCGUGUCAGGGAGGCGGAUACCGGAGACGAAAGAGAUCCAAGUCGCGAGAUAAGUGGAGGAAUUGGAAUUGCUGGAACCUGCAUGGGAAAAAGGCAUUUUGAGGAAGGAUGACUUCAAAACAAUUGUAAGGAAGUCAUUUGAAAAGGUGCUUCGCUCCUUCCAGCCUCUCAAUGUCCCUAUGCCCAGCACAAGCGAGGAAAUUAAGUCAUUUAUUUCCAAAUCUGAAGCCUAACCAACAAGCUUGUGCAGGGGUACAUUAAUAUUUAUCGAAAAUCUUGAGAUUGCUGGGCCACAAGCUUGUCAAUUUUAGUACCUGUUGCAAACUUCAAGUGACUCUGGAGUUCAUCUUAUUCACAAUUAAUAUCAGGUAUUUUCUUCCUUCAGAAAUGUCUCUUUCAUUGUGAAAAGGCACGGCAAUCACAACAAGGUGACUUAAAUGCUAUUUUGGUACCAUGUUCUUUUCUUGCAUCCUAGAAUGCAGUUUUUGCCUUUAUUGUAACUUUGAAGGUUUGAGUGCUUCACAUUUGAUCUUCCAGCAUGAACUCAAAAUAGGUGAUUUUGAAGAAAAUAAAUAACUAUGUCAAUAUUUGGGAAUUCGAUGUUGGGUACUGACUGUUAUUGUUUCUUUUGCCUGUGGGCGCCCUCUUAACAUUGGCUUAUCAGUUAAAAACUCCCCACCUUGGGAACCUUUUCUGGAACCUAGGCUGGACCGUCUGAAUUCAGACAUGGGCUGUACUUCUUCACUUCAGAUCCUAUUUCUCUAAAACUGUACUCAAAUGAGUGCUCCUGGAUCCAAACAGUGCCCGAAAAUGAAAUCGCCCCACUUGAUGAAAAAUCUACUCUUACCACAGAGCAUUUCCCCCAGGUACUCUUUACUUUUGUAUCUGCAGCUUGAGAUUCCGGGCUGGAUGCUAUUUGGACAUCCUAGUUUGGCUCAUCGGAAUCUGUAGCUGUCUAUGUUUAGCUUUCCCAGCUGGUGCAUCUUCAGUCUAUGCGGUAAUCCUUUCAUUUACAUAAGUUAACCCCAUCCCAUAUAUCGAUUGAAAUUUCGUCCAGCGUGAUAACAUCAGGUAAGCAAAAAUCUCUAACUGUUACAGUCGCCAGGGCAGCUUCUGGUUCUUACAAAUAUUCUACAGAAUUGACAUUUUCACAUGUGUGCAGGAUUGAAGUAUAGAGCUCUUGUGAAUAUUGUUUCCUGUAUUGAAUUAAAUAACCUUUGCAGUUUAUUUGAGAUUCUGUGACAGGUGAGGAAAAAAGUGCGAGAAGAAUGAGCUGCAGAAAUGAGCGACUGUAUUGAUGUGUACGAGGCUGAUUCCACGGAGGUUUAUUUUGUUCGACAUUUAUUUGGGUCUAGACUUCUUAUUAAUUUGAAUAUUCCUAAAUCAGUGUUAUGUCAUGUAAUAAAAGAACAAUUUACAUCCAAGAUUGAGUAUCCCCUGGCA